AUGUCGGCGUCCACCACGGAGCUGUUCACCAAUGAGGGCACCCUCUAUCAGUACGCUGGGGAGGAGGGCGACCACCCCUACUACAAACCUCUCGGUGAUGUGGAUGCCUUCACCAUCUCCCUGGUGAAGCACAAGAAGGCUCCAGGCACUGCCGGCAGUGACAAGAGCAGUGUGGAGUACAUCAUCGCCGUGGCGGAGGAUGGGGAAAAUGUCUUUGAGCAGCCCAUCGGCGUGGACCUUCAGCUCUCCUACUCCGCCCCAGCUGCGUCCGUCCACUGGCCAGCGAUCAUUGAUGAACAGCUAGAGACCGUAGCAUUCCGCUUCGCCGCACCGGCUUCGCGUGCCGGGCAGGUGACAGCGCAGAUGCGCAUGCAGGAGUUUGUGGAGCUGUACAACCGCUGCACCUACAGCCUCCUCACCGGCUACGACGAGGUUGACCCGCAGGAUGAGUGGUACCAAUACCUCGGCGGCGCCACCACCCGCGAGGUCCGCAACGAAGACGCCACCGAAGCCGUGUUCGAGUUCGACGCUGCCCAGUUGACGAAGGCGAGCACAGGCUCUGGCAAUAUUUGCGCCGCGGAGUCGCUACAGUUUAACCGCAUCCUCGUUGUCAAGAAGGGCAACGAGGAGGCCAGUCUGGAGAUGCAGGCGCUGCCGCAGACGGAGCGAGGCUUUGACCGGGCCGCCAUGGAGAAACUCGUCGUGCGCGGCGUCGACGACACCUCCACCGGCACUCUUCUGGAGAACGGCGACGCCACUAUGCUGCUCUUCGGCGGUCGCAAGGCGGCGGUGCAGCAGCUGGAUCUCACGCGCGGCACCGUGGUGCAGGAGUACAAGCCAGCGGAUCUGCCCCUGCAGAGUGUAGCCUACGCAAACCACACAGCGGCGAGCUCCGGCUCUGUCUACACGUGUCUUGGCCGCAACGUUGCCUUCAACAUCGACGUCCGCAUGGACCCCCGCAACUGUGUUAUCAUGGAGGACGGGAAGCAGCCGACAGACUACGCCUUGUUGUCACUCCGGAAGGACUUCACCUGCCACGCCACCUCGCAGAACGGCUACCUCGUCAUCGGCGAUGGGUGUGGAAACAUCCGGCUCUAUACCGGCCCGCCUGGUGCACGCAAGCCAGACGGCGGGUACUUCCCGAAAGCUGCCAAGACGCUUUUGGACACCAAGAUGCCAAUCGUUGACAUUGACGUCACAGCCGAUGGCCAGUACAUCGUCGCGACCUCCACCUCGUUUCUGCUGUUCAUCGAGACCAAGUACGUGGACAGCAACGGCAAAGAGUCGACAGGGUUUCAAACUCGUAUGGGAGUGCAAAAGCCGCAGCCGAUCAUCCUUCAGCCUUCACCGGAGCAAACACUGCGCAUGGGUGGAGCUAGCAUGGUGCGCUUCCAAAGUGCGAAGUUCGACCGUUUUCCUGGCACCAAAGAGCUGUGCGUCACUGCCAGCUGCGGGGACUACCUACUGACGUGGUCGCUGCGCGCGAUUGAGUCGUCGCAGCAGAGCGGACGCGCCGUUGUGAACUCCGCCGUGGCGGUGGGACAGACUGUCCUGUCGACCUCUGCGAACCGUGCUUCGCAUGUCGGCUUCCUUACCGGCAACGGCGUCGGCGUCGUACCCGUGCAUGAAGCGAAGAUGAUGAGUAGGGCGUGGACAUGGGGAGCCAAAUAA
This is a messenger RNA of Leishmania braziliensis MHOM/BR/75/M2904, 1671 nucleotides long. RefSeq lists its product as hypothetical. Bases 1 to 1671 code for a protein of 556 amino acids. Gene Ontology annotation, molecular function: protein binding. Lineage: Eukaryota; Euglenozoa; Kinetoplastea; Trypanosomatida; Trypanosomatidae. The record is from RefSeq and is a predicted model, not a curated record. The transcript has a single exon. Gene Ontology annotation, cellular component: cytoplasm; nucleus.